Molecule: messenger RNA, 5858 nt
Organism: [Torrubiella] hemipterigena
Lineage: Eukaryota; Fungi; Ascomycota; Sordariomycetes; Hypocreales; Clavicipitaceae
Source: the annotation of a GenBank genome assembly
GUCGCAUUUGUUGUAUUUCUGUUUGUUCGUAUCCGGUAAUUAUUAUUCAUGCUAGGCGGUGCUUUGAUGUACCCUACACAAACAGCCACCCCAUUGUGAGGCGGCCCGUGGGGCGGUGACGUGCCACUGCGCCAGCACUAGGUCAGGGCGGACCGUUAUAGGCGACGACGUACCUGCGUUUCUGGACAACAAGCCGACUUCACUCCCACUCCUCACCUCCCCAACGCCAGAUUCCUCCAGGGCCGUUGACACACUAGAAUACAAACGAAGCUGGUAGACGAACCAUUUCACUUGGCCCGCAGUUCAUUGCCUCACUGCAUCCCUACAGCCUCGCCACCGAAGCCGCGCCAGCUGCGAACCAACGCCACGCACGUUGCUAUUGCCUAGUGUCAUCAGUACAAUAUCGCUAGACGUCGUUUUACCAUGUGCUUUUAGCAAUUUAGAUCCCUCAAAUAACCAUCUAUUGAUCAGAAACCACCUUAUUAUUCGGCUUCAUCAUGGAUUAUUCGAGCCUGCGGGCGGCGGCUAUGCGCCACGGCGAAGACGAAGAAGCCGUCACUGUCGAUACCCGAGCCCUCAUCGACAAAGUUCUGGCCCGAUAUUCAGGAGAGUGGACGACUCUGAGAGAGCUGAUUCAGAAUGCCGCCGAUGCCCAGGCAACAUCUGUCACAAUUACGUGGGAAACUCUACCUUCGAUACAAGUUCCCCUUCCGAGCACAACCGAUCGAUCCGAACUUUUGAAACAUACGCUGUCAAACCACACGCUACGCCGCUUAGUCGUUCAGAAUGAUGGUCAGCCAUUUACAAAGACAGAUUGGGGACGCCUCAAGCGAAUCGCUGAGGGCAACCCAGACGAAACCAAGAUUGGUGCGUUUGGUGUCGGCUUCUACAGCGUAUUUGCCGACUGCGAGGAGCCUUUUGUUAGCUCUGGUGCAGAAGCCAUGGCAUUUUACUGGAAAGGAAACUCCCUCUUCACCAGGAAGUCGCAGCUACCCGAAGACCAAACAACGAAAUACACCACGUUUGUCUUGGACUACCGCAAUAACACAACACCGUUGCCCAACCUUCUUUCUGUUGCCCAGUUCCUCGCAACAAGUUUGACUUUUGUGGCUCUCCAAAAUAUUACAUUCAAAAUUGACGACUACGAACUACUUUCGCUGAACAAGAAGACAUCACCCCCUGCUCAGCUCGGUCUUCCCAGAGACUUGGAAGCCCGAACAAAAGAUGGCUUGAUGAAAGUCGUAAGCGUAGAGCGAACCAGUACGCAGAUUGAUGCAAAGUAUAUGAGCGUCAUUGGGUGGAAGCCUCAAGCUGCAAGCGCUGCCAAAAGCUCGGACACGUUUGGUUCCUCAGAGCCCUCCUCGUUACGAUCUUUCUUUGCCAGAUUUUCGGCAACAUCAGCAUCAACGGCCAAGUCUAAAGCAGCUGCACAAGAGUCCCUCGCCCAGAAGGAGAUUUCUGACAAUAUUACGAAACUGAAUAACUCAACAAUCUUUCUCCGCGCCACGUCUGCAUCUGUACAGACGAGCGUAUCAUCCAACUUCGCCGCCGAAUUGGAACGAGCAACGAAGAAGCCUCCUCCCAAAACAACAAAACUUGCUAUUCUUACUUCGUCAUAUGAUGAAUCUGCUGCUACCGAAUCAUUGGCAGUUCAAGGUGCUGUUGGCGGAGCUACAGACAUCUUCGCCUCGGUCUUGCCCAAUAAAAAGCCUGGUGGCCGUGUUUUCAUUGGCUUCCCGACUAUGCAAACUACCGGUGGCGGCCUUCACGUCUCAGCUCCCUCUGUAAUCCCGACGGUGGAGCGUGAAGCAAUCGAUCUCAACGCAAGAUGGGUUCGAACCUGGAACGUUGAACUUCUGCGAGCUGCCGGUAUUAUUACGCGACUGGCUUUUGUCCACGAAAUGGCAGACUUAGAUAAGCGCCUCCGGGAAACAGCAGAAAAGAACAAGCGAAUCAGUGAUGAGGUGAUACAGAAGUUUAUGCCAGAGGCAAUGCAUAUCUUCAAGACAUUCACCUUCUCCGACUCAACUCCUAGCGCACAAGUUGGUCAGAUUAUUGAAGAAGCCUUUUGGACCUGUUUCAAAAAGGCAUCCAUUGAGAUGUACUCAAGCCGCGGUAUUAUGCAAACAUCAUCUGUCCGCUUAGGGAUCCAAGAGCUAUCUGCAUUUGUUGAUACUGUUCCAAUCGUACCCAAGGAGUUGGAAGACUGUACAUUUGUCAAGAAGCUGAUUGACUUUGGACUGAUUUCUCAUAUCAUGGUUGCCGAUGUGAAGAAAGAACUUGAAGCAAAGGCAUUGACAAAAGCACAAGUGAUCAGCUUUAUUUCCUGGCUAAGCAAGAAGACCAUCACCGGCGAGCUUGACCACGCUAGCCGUGCUGCUCUUCUGGAAGUAGCGGUGGCUACCGCCUCUGAUGAGGGUGAUCACGGCGCAAUUAUUGCACUUGGUGAUAUUCGAACGUUUCUCAGCCUUUCUCGAAUCCCAGCCAAUAUGCCGUUGCCUCCGACAACGAUUCCAUUUGCAUUCACCAUGCACUGUACACCACAAGAGCUGCAGGCUCUUGGCUGGGAAUCUCUGGAAGUGGUGACAUGGCUACGUUUCUUGUUGGAAACGACAAAGAGCUGCAAAGAAGAUGAAAGUCUUACUCGAUCGUCCAAGUUUGCUGUCCAGGUUUUGACCAUUUUGUCCAAGAACUGGGAUACGUUGCCUCCUAGGGAUCGUACCACGAUAGUUGGUCUUCUAGACGGCCAAGCAGUUGUACCGACAAAGGCUGGCAUGAAGCAGCCAAGCGAUUCUUUUUUCCCAACUGUUAAGCUGUUUGACGAUUUGCCAACUCUUCAGGGGUGUGAUAAAGUCAAAGAGAAGUUUCUAGUUGCUAUAGGUGUACGCAAAACAGUCGAUCUAGAGACUAUUUUCAGUCGACUAUUGCAGCCUGGCUCUAGCGGGCAAACAAAAUGGAGUCAUAUGGAGCUCAUCAAGUACUUGACGUCUGUACAGAAGGAUAUCCCUGAAGGUGACCUGGUUAAGCUCAGACAAACAAGAUUUUGUCCAGCUGAAGCAGGGCCUCGAGGUAUGGAGCCAACGAAAGCAUCCGAGAAAAUGUAUCGCAUUUCAGAACUCUUUGAACCCAAGGAAUCCUUGAGAACACUGAAUUUGCCGAUUAUCCAAUGGCCAGGCCCACCAGGUAGUUUCCGACCCAAUAGUGGCGAAGCCCAUUUUCUAAGGUCCCUUGGCCUGAGGUCGUUCCCCAGUGUGCAAGAGCUCGUGGAUAUGAUGGCUUCCAAGGAUACUGCUCUCCGAACAUCCGCGAUGACGUACUUCAUUGCUAACCACCAUACAAAUACUUAUUCAAGCUUCGACUAUGCUGCCAGCAAGAAGGCUAUCUUGCCAAUCGAGGGAAGCAAUGACCUUGUGUGCCCAGGUGAAUGUUUUACCAACCCGAAAGCAAGCAUCUUGGAUUUCAGAAUUCUUCGCCGCGACUUACAUGAUCAUGCCAACAAAUUUGGAGUCUCCCGUGAUCCUCCAAUGGCAGAAUGUGUUAGCCGUCUGCUAGCACGUCCACCCAAGGACAACCAAGGUGCUACAGCGCUCUUUGGAUAUUUUGCUACUAGAAUAAGUGAGCUUGGCGAGAAUUACCUUGUCAAGCUACGCCAUGCACCCAUCGUACCUAUUGUACCCAAGGGAGGCCUGCUAAAGUCGUCCAAAGCACCGUCAUAUAUUAGCCCAUCCCGAGCAUAUCUGGGAACGUCUGAGACGUAUGGUGAAAUCUUUGACUUUGUUGACUUUGGCAACGAUGCAAAUGCGUUUUUGUUCCGAUGUGGUGCAAAGAACGAGCCUACUAAGGCUGAAGUUGCUCAAAUGGCGUGUAGCGAGCCGGCGCGUCUUCUAAGUGCAAUGCAAAGCCCAGAGAAAUAUCUGGACCUGCUCAAAUCCCUGGCGGAGGCCUCAGUUAUCCUCCACCGAGAUAAAGAGCUCUGGAGGAAGAUGAAAACUGCCCCCUUUCUUCUUGCGUACAAAGAAAUCUCCAGCCCUAGCUCCAAGUUGGUAGAUCUGGAAGAUGACGAAGCUCCUAUUAGGCAGUAUCAGCUUGCGCCGGCAAACCAGAUCGUCGUUCUGGACGAUAUUAUCAGCUACCGACUGUUCAAGGAUGAACUUGUCUGUGCCCCAGAGGAAGACGUCCUGGAAACGUUCUACCUGGCGCUUGGCGCCCAGAAACUAAGCAGCAUUGUGAAAGAAGACAUUCGCAUUGGUGGACAGGCAUUCAGCGACAAAAAGGCCGAGAAGCUACAAAAGCAUAUUAUUGAACGAUCCAAGAUCUUUUUACACGAAUACAGCAAUUAUCGGCGAGAUGCUAUCAAACACGACGCCAAAUGGCUCGAAAAGAAUCUUAAGAUACAGAUUGUUCACUCUGUUGCGCUCCGGAGAACUCUAACUGGCCAUCGACAGUCACAUACAGAGAAGCGUUCUGCAGCCGGCGCAGUUACCAAUGGCAACUGGACGCUAUAUGUAGCCGACGAGGGCCGCCCUGACAUGUAUCAAGUUGGUCAAGCAGUGUGCCAAGUGCUCUUAAACAGGCCCAACCAGCAAGCAUAUCUUUUCUUCGAACCCUUCUUGACUUUGGAUCUAUAUGGCUUGCGAGCCAGAGGAUACAACGUGGACCGUAUUCUGCGCGCGAAGGCUGCCGAAGCAAGAAUUGCUGAGGAAGAGAGACAGAAGGCACUGGAAGAGGAGAGAAAGCGAAUUGAUGAACGCCAGCGAGAAUGGGCCGAUCAAGAGCACAUUGCUGAGCCCAGGGCCGCAGAAGCCGCUCGCCAUAUUGCACAGACCCCUGAACAGACCAAGAACGCAAUGCCUGGUGCAUGGUCUUCGCCAGAUGAAUCUGAAAUCGACAGAAAUAUUUCCAAAAAGGGCAAGGGGCUCUUUUCUAAUCUGACCAGACGCCUAGGGUUUGAGACCAAUGAUGACGACAGCGAAGCAAAGAAGCAGCUAGACAAGUUUAUGGGAGACCAGUCCUCCGGACAACAACAGCAGCAACAGCAACAGAUGGGAACCUCGUCUGCAGGAAAUGGCAGUCAAUCUCAGAACGACGACGGUCGUGUCACGAACCCAGCUAUGGUGCAGCAAAAUCUGCUGAAUGCCAUCAACUCUACACGAGCUCAUGGAUCCAACUCGGUCUUCUCCGAGCCCCGGGUCAAUCAAAUUAAGGAGCAAGCAACAUACUGCGACAAGAAUCAUUCCCAGAACAUUAUAUUUGCUGCUUCUGCCUCGAACGGAAUGAAGAUUUACGUUGCAAAAGACCUCAGUGACUCUAUUCCGGCGUUUUUGACUGCCAACACUGCCUAUCUCAACUUGUUCGCAGGGCUGCUUAUUGAAAUUGGAAACAUUUAUUCGCUCUCACCCAGCGUCCUUCACAUCUACUACGACCAAACUGGUGGUACCAUUGCUUUCAACACUGGAGGCAGCAUCUUUUGCAAUUUCCGAUUUUUCUUGCAGCUCCAUGCCGCCAAUGUGCAGAACAAAGGUGCCAUUGCGAGGGCAGAUGCAGGUACCUGGUGGUGGGUUGUUAUCGCACAUGAGCUGGCACAUAACCUUGUUACAGCUCAUAAUUCGGAUCACAGUUACUAUACUGAGUCCUUUAUCCAACAGUACAUGGGCAAGAUGUUUGCAAAGGUUGCUGAAUGGACCUCUGCUCCCUCUGCUCCAACAUCGAACGCACCCCCUCCUUAUGAAACUCUCAACGAAUAGAUUUAAGCGGAUCCAUUUUUAGGAUCAAUGUACAAUAGCUGUUUUUAGAACCAUGUCCUUUAAAGCAUUGCAGUAGAAAUAAAGAACGAAUGAUUGCGCAUUGAAACAUCUGGA